Esox lucius (northern pike) is the source of this 2349-nucleotide messenger RNA. Its product is annotated as C-C chemokine receptor type 1-like. Gene Ontology annotation, molecular function: chemokine receptor activity. The transcript is spliced from 2 exons. Gene Ontology annotation, biological process: chemotaxis; G protein-coupled receptor signaling pathway; immune response. The coding region runs from base 92 to 1153 and encodes 353 amino acids. Gene Ontology annotation, cellular component: membrane. NCBI's taxonomy places the organism in Eukaryota, Metazoa, Chordata, Actinopteri, Esociformes, Esocidae. The record is from RefSeq and is a predicted model, not a curated record.
GCAGAACUAGUAAUAUAUGCUGCUGUACAACAGAAAAAAGGGACAUGAGACACUCAAAGAGAAAAACCAAAGAGCUAAUUGAUCAUUAAUCAUGUCAUAUACUACUGUGGACAAAUCACUCUAUGAUGACUAUUAUGACCCGACAAAUACAGAGGGUGUGCUAUGCAACAAUACCACCGUAAGGGCGUUUGGACGUGUGUUUCUACCUACACUGUACAGCCUGGUCUUUAUCUUGGGCUUCAUUGGUAACAGCCUGGUGGUCUGUGUCAUGGUGAAGUUCAGGAGGACCAGCAACAUGACAGACAUCUGCCUCUUCAACCUGGCACUGUCAGAUCUUCUGUUUGUCCUCACCCUGCCUUUCUGGUCUUACUACAUCACCAAAACUGAAUGGAUCCUGGGGGACUUUCUGUGCACAGUGUUAACUGCACUAUACACGCUGGGCUUCUAUGGCAACAUUUUCUUCCUGGUAAUGAUGACAUUGGAUCGAUAUGUGGUCAUUGUCCAUGCUCACACCAUGGCCAGACACAGAUCAGUCAGAGUAGGGAUUGUUCUGUCUCUGUUCUUGUGGGCUCUUAGUCUCUGUGCCUCUCUGCCUACAAUCAUCUUCACAAAAGUGGAAAGAAAUGAGGCCGGAUUUAUGAUGUGUCAACAACAGUAUCCAGAGGACACCAAGUGGCGCCAGUUUUCUUAUUUACAAAUGAAUUUCUUGGGUCUACUUCUCCCCUUUUUCAUUAUGGUUAUAUGCUAUGGCAGGAUAAUUCUCACUUUAGUCAACAUCAAAUCCACCAAAAAGCACAAAGCCAUCAAACUGAUAUGUAUUAUAGUAGUGGUCUUUUUCUGCUUUUGGACUCCAUACAAUUUGGUAAUUUUCUUUCGGUUUCUGCAGACACUACACUUUUUUGGGGAUUGUACAAAUGUUUAUAACAUAUCUCUGGCAAUGCAGUGGGCAGAGGUGAUAGCGUUUUCACACUGUUGUUUGAAUCCAAUUAUCUAUGCUUUUGCUGGACAGAAAUUCAUGGCCCUUGUCUUGAAGUUACUAAGAAAAUGGUUGCCAAUUUGCUUUGGCAGGUCUUCUUGUGAGUCGUCUGAACGAAGAAGCUCGGUCUAUUCCCGGUCCUCUGAAACUAAAAUCUUAUCAAUUGCUGUAGCUUGACCCUCAUGCAAACAACAUUUUUGAUUAUUACUUCCAGGGAACUGACAUCUAGUAAAACAUUGAGUCUAUUCUUGAAAAUCUCAACAUUUUCACAUAUUUUUCUAAAUAUCUCAAUAAUAUAGUAUCCACUAUCACAACAGAGAAAAACAUUGUGUGUCCAUAUAUUUUCUGAUGAAGUUGACACGGACAUUUUUCUUAAUUCAACUAGAAUAUGGCAUCUAGUAAAACAUUUUAAGAAUUCAAACUACUGUACAGCUGAAUGUAAUAGGAGCUUCUGGACACAGUCAUUGUGUCACUCAGCUAUGAAUCUAUGCUUAUAGUAAAGACAGUAGAUAGUUACAGUAUCAGCUACUCUUUUAUGUUUUUACAUGCUCUAAUGCUGUUGUUGAUAGAUCAUUUUGAGAAUGUAAGACAUUAAUAGGCUGUUGGGGGACAGAGGUCAAUGGUCAUUAAGAUGUUUUGGUGCUCCUGCUGCCAUUUAAUUUAAUUAGAGUUUACAUGUAAAAUCACUUUUUUUGAUUUGCUGUAUCCAUAGGCAGCAAUAGAACACAAGAGUAACUACAGACACUGGACAAACUCGAGUAAAACUUGAAUAAUUGAGUGGAGAAACAUUUGCAGAAUCUUCUAUAAAGGCUUUUGUGUCUUUGGGUCUUCAGUCACAAAGACACAAAGCCAAGAGCUUCACUUACAAAGACACAAAGGCAGUAACGUCAGUCACAAAUUUUGUGAAAAGCUCAUAUUCAAUGACAAUGAUGCUGGAGCAUUUCUGCCAUAUUAUACAGAACCCUAUAAUUAUACCCGUAUUUAUUCAUUCAUUAUUCAUUACAAAGGUUUUUUUCCUUCAAUUUGUCACGUUUCUGUAUUACUAUGCUGAGAUUCAUUUGUUUGUAAGCUCAAAUGGACAGUGACUUUCUGACUGUUAUCACAAGAUUGUUGUGACUGUUAUCACAAGAUUGUUGUGACUGUUAUCACAACACUGUUAUCUUUCUGACUAUUAUCACAAUUUGUUUUAAAAAUGUACAUUUCUUUCCAAUAACCAAGUAUUGCAAGGCACACCAUUACAUAAAACUAUACAUAAAUACAUAAUCACUAAAAAGUUAGUCUUGUCCGCUUGUCUUUUCAAAUGAAGAUUCAUAUGCUUCCGACCUGAACUUUUUUCAUUAUUGACCUCCAUUUAUUAUUCAACAGUGUGUAAU